This is a messenger RNA of Caenorhabditis angaria, 1902 nucleotides long. Lineage: Eukaryota; Metazoa; Nematoda; Chromadorea; Rhabditida; Rhabditidae. The record is from the annotation of a GenBank genome assembly.
AUGGGAAAAAGAAAAAUUGUGAGCAACAUAGUUGUGGCUAAAAAGAAGAAAGAAGAGCUGGUGGAAGAUGAAGAGGAGAAGGAAGCAGUGAGUUAAUUUUUGGGUCGAGAAGCCUGGACCGAAGCCUGGACCUUUUGGACCGAAGCCUGGACCUUUUGGACCGAAGCCUGGACCUUUUGGACCGAAGCCUGGACCUUUUGGACCGAAGCCUGGACCUUUUGGACCGAAGCCUGGACCUUUUGGACCGAAGCCUGGACCUUUUGGACCGAAGCCUGGACCUUUUGGACCGAAGCCUGGACCUUUUGGACCGAAGCCUGGACCUUUUGGACCGAAGCCUGGACCUUUUGGACCGAAGCCUGGACCUUUUGGACCGAAGCCUGGACCUUUUUGGGCCGAGAAGACUGGGAGGCCUCCCUGAGCUUUGUAGAACUUCAUACACAAAUUUUGAAAUCCUAAAAACCUUUCUGAAUUUUCUAAAAGCUUGGACCAAGUUUUUAGAAGUUCAGAAAUAUUUUUAAAGAUCCCAAAAGCCACCAAGAAGUUCUGAAAUUCCUUUUAAUAGCUUAUAAGAUUCUAUAGAAGUCCAGACGAAUUUCUAGAAGGCCCAGACAGAGCUCUAGAAAUCUCAAAAACCUCCCAGAAAUUCUCCAAUUCCUGGCAUAGUCCUGAAAAGCCAAAACUAUCUGGAUCUAUCUAGAAAAUUCCCAUGAUUCAGUAGAAGUUUACGCUAAACUCCAGAAGAUCUAGAAUGUCCCUGAACUCUUUCACCAAUCUCGAAUUUUCCAAUUUCUCUUCCAGACCUACGACGAUCUUCCAACCGAGAUAAAAAUGGAAAUCAUCAACAUGCUUGGCGCUGCAGGUAGAUCAAAUAUGUCGCGAGUCUCAAAAUUAUCCGAAGCCCUUUGCAAAAUGUCACCAUACUUUCUACAAAGUCUGAAAUUCAUAAUUAUUGGUAAAAAACCGAGAAUUAUUGUUUCACAUUCACGUGAAGGUAGAGAUUAUGUGCUGCUUUUUGGGGAAAAUGAGAUUAUUUGGUGAGCACAACAAAAAAUCGAUAACUCUUUAAAAAAAUGUAAAAUUUUCAGCGAAAAACGUGGAAUUGAAUUAUGGCGGGAAACACUGGCCACCACCAAAUCAGAAAUUCAACAAGCUUGCGAACAUUUUGCAAAAAUGCUUCAGCAAUAUCACAAAACCAUUCGAGUUAUUCAUAUUUAUCCGGAAAAUGCGCGAAAUUUCGAAUUUGCCAAUAAUUUGCAAAAGCUCGAAAAAUUGGAAUACCUUCAAAUCACAAUUCUAAAAGGUUUCGAUUAUCGAACUUUUUUUGGACAACUUCAAAAGCCUUUGAAAACUCUCUACAUUUAUAAGGGAACAUCUGAAAAAGGCGGCUAUUGAGGGUAUCUUGGAAAUUGAUCAGGUUAGAAUUUUCUCUGGGCUCUCUCUCUCUAACUAACUAAUUUUAUCUCAAUUUCAGAUCUAUGAAACUCGAGGAAAACUUUAUAUCAAAGAUUUUUAUUUGAAAUAUGAGCAACUCAUCAAACUCAAAGCAAGUUAUUGUGAAUUUAAAAUCGGAAAAAUGACCGAGGAAAAUAUCGCAAACUGGUUAGAAUUGUAUCGAAAUGGAGAAUGGCAUCAUACUGUACGCAACUAUAUUAUGGAAGUCGAUAACAAAACUUUUGAUUGUCACAAAUUGUGGAGACUUCUUGGAUCCAGAGAGAGAGAUCUGUAAGUUUCUUUUGAAAUUCUGUUUUUUUUUCAAAUUCAAAUAUUUUUUUCAUUUUCAGCUACAAAUACCUUGCAAUUCGAACAAGAGCCGAUCGCAAAAAGAUGUUGCAUUUGAAAUUUUCUAGUAGAUUUUUGGUGUUGAGAAAUAUUACCGCCGAAUUCUUCGGAAAUAAUCGAUAA